CAGUAUCUAUUGCUGGAUGACAAGCUCGAACGCUAAAGCCGUGCUUGACCUCGUUAGCUUCUUGCUUAUAAGCUUUGGUUCUUGCUAGUUUUGCCAUCUCCACUUAUCUUCACUUCCUCACCAUGGGUUGGUUUUGGGCAGAUUCGCAACCCAAAUCUACUGUUCCCGCGGCCUCAAACCCACUGACGGCCUCCGAUGCCUCGCCUCCACCGGGAUGUCCGAUGCAUGCAUCCAACAGUAACCCUUCCUUGCCGGCUCUAACUGCUUCUGAAGCCCCAAGUGCUUGUCCGGUUCGACCUACUGAUUCUCCGUUCUAUGCGCCACCCAAGCCGCAAUAUCCAGAGACCCAACCCUCAUCAUCCGUUACACCAAGCGAGCCCAAAUCCACGCUUUCAAAACUGAAUCCUCUGAAUUACAUGUUCGCGUCCAUUUCUCAGGAAAGAGCUCCUAACCAGACUGUGGAUCUCCCCGUGGAACGCGAAGUUUCAUCCAUCCCAAGAUCGGACACCGAAGGCAACUGGGAAUACCCCUCUCCCCAACAGAUGUACAAUGCCAUGCUGCGCAAGGGGUAUACCGAUACCCCACAGGAUGCCGUUGAGGCCAUGGUUGCCGUCCACAACUUUUUGAACGAGGGUGCGUGGGACGAGAUCGUGCGAUGGGAGCGCAUUUUUUCCAAGGGUCUUGCAGAAGGCUGGGAGACAUGUCGACGUGGAGAAGAAAACCUGGCCAUGCAAGACCUCCGAGAGCAGAUUUCCGGCUCCUCUACACAGACGCCUGCGCCGCGGCUUAUCAGGUUCCAGGGCAGGCCGCAGGAGCCGACGCCUAAGGCUCGGAUCCUCCAGGCCCUGGGCUGGUUGUACCCAGCUAAAUUCGACUCGAAUCCGCCCUUCGACCGACACGAUUGGUUUGUGAUGCGGCAGACCCCAUCGGGCCCGAAGGAGGUUCGUUAUGUCAUUGACUAUUAUUCCGGCCCACCCGAAUCGAAUGGGGAGCCGGUCUUUUUCCUCGAUAUCAGGCCCGCCUUGGACUCACCAACCGCUGCCGUUGAGCGGCUAAUGAGGUGGGGAGGAGAUGUUUGGUGGCGGGCUAGCGGCGGCUCGGCUCGAGAGAAUGGCGAAACUUGAUAAAUCGGCCCUGAGCUACCCAUGUUGACCCUCUUCGUUAUUUUGCACUGGCAUACACUUUUGGGAAGGCGCGGGCGUCUGACGGUUCCCUUUCUUGGAGGGGAGGGGAUUAUCCUGCUGUAUCCCUGCGGCUGUUUUCUUUCAUACACCCCUCUCCAUGUAUAAUCUGUGAUAUGGUUCCUUGUUGUGCCAUGGUUCUUUUUUAUGUUUUAUUGACAGUGAAGGACAGCAUUCACCAUGAUCACAUGUCCUCGGCGCAGGCAUAAUCCUUUUUUCUCAAAUAUAAAUGCUGAAC
Molecule: messenger RNA, 1419 nt
Organism: Aspergillus saccharolyticus JOP 1030-1
Lineage: Eukaryota; Fungi; Ascomycota; Eurotiomycetes; Eurotiales; Aspergillaceae
Product: holocytochrome c synthase CYC3
Exons: 3
Coding region: 123-1124 (333 amino acids)
Biological process (GO): cytochrome c-heme linkage
Cellular component (GO): mitochondrion
Molecular function (GO): holocytochrome-c synthase activity
Source: RefSeq, a predicted model, not a curated record